GCCUCCGCCCCGCCGCCCCCGCGCGGCGGGGCGGCGCUCGAGGGCUGGCUGCGCGAGGCGGAGCGGGAGCUCUGCGACGUGCGCGACGGGUGGUCCGCGCUGCCUGAGCCCGGCGGCGGCGCCGAGGAGCUGCGCUCCCGCGAGGCGGCGGUGAGGAGCCGCCUGCGCGCCUGCGAGCUGGGCGACCCCGCCGCCACAGACGUGGUGCGCCUGCAGCCCAGCGGCGACCCGCUGGUGGCCGCCCACGGCGCGGUGACGCGGGCGCUGCUGGAGGUUGAGCUGGCGCAGGAGCGCUGGGGCUUGCGGGACAGCGCAGCGAGCCCGCCCGAGGCGGCCGGGCUCGCCAGUGCCCUGGUCAGGAUGGCGGCCCUGCGGCAUCGGCUGGCAGACUUCACGGCCGCGUACGGCCUGUUGCAGCGCGCCCUCGCGAUGGGCGUGGACCCGUCCGCGGACCCGUGGCUCCUCGGCUUCGUCUCCAACACGGCCAUGUGCCAGGCGCUGCGCGAGCCGGGCUCCAUGGCUGGCCUGGACGUCUCCCCCGAUGGCCCCGACGCCGCCGCGCUGCGCAGACUGCGCGCCGUGCUGCUGGAGGAGGGCUACUCCACGGGCGCCGUGCUGCAGGCCACCGGCGCAGAUUCCCUGUGCGACUUCAGCGACGAGGAUCGCCAUGCCGAGCUCGAGGAGGCCCUCGACGACGCGGACGAGGAGCCGCUGCCAGCGGCUGCCCUGGCAGACCUCAUCAGGUUCUUCCUCUUGCGCCGUGCGAUCCCGCUCCAGCGCCUGCGCGGGCUCAUCUCGGAGAAGGGCCGGGCCUCCGAGGCCGCGCGGCGGGUCGACGAGGCCGACUGCGGCGGGCUGGCGUGUUUCGCCAACGUCCGCAUCUGGCCGGUCGAGGAGGACCUCCUCGUCGCCACGGACGUGCAGACUUGGCCGUCGGAGGGCUUCGAGCCCGUCAUGUACAUCUCCGACGACUCCCUGGGGCUCGCCAGCGUCACGCCCCGGGGAAGCGUGUACGAGGCGUUGCCGCCGGGCAGCGGCCCGUUCGAUGGCAUCAUCGCGAACCCGCCGUUUCUGCCGAACCCGCAGGGCAUCGCCUCGCAGGCAAUCGCGAUGUUUGGCAACGGCGGCGACUUCGGCGAGGAUGUAUUCGCUGCGAUCGUCCGGGGUGCCGCGGGGGGAG
Prorocentrum cordatum is the source of this 1180-nucleotide messenger RNA. Lineage: Eukaryota; Dinophyceae; Prorocentrales; Prorocentraceae. The record is from the annotation of a GenBank genome assembly.